CAGCCCAGCGGGAUGUGCGAGAGUUACUCGCGGUCGUUGUUGAGGGUCUCGGUGGCGCAGAUCUGCCAGGCGCUGGGCUGGGACUCGGUGCAGCUGAGCGCCUGCCACCUCCUCACCGACGUGCUGCAGCGCUACCUGCAGCAGCUGGCCCGCGGCUGCCAUCGCUACUCGGAGCUCUAUGGCCGAACAGACCCCAUUUUGGACGAUGUUGGUGAAGCUUUCCAACUUAUGGGGGUUAAUCUACAUGAACUAGAAGAUUAUAUUCAUAAUAUUGAACCUGUCACUUUUCCACAUCAAAUUCCUUCAUUUCCUGUCAGCAAGAAUAAUGUCCUUCAGUUUCCUCAGCCUGGAAGUAAAGAUGCAGAGGAAAGGAAAGAAUACAUCCCUGAUUACCUGCCACCCAUUGUGUCUUCUCAGGAAGAGGAAGAAGAGGAGCAGGUGCCCACUGAUGGGGGCACAUCGGCUGAAGCCAUGCAGGUUCCCCUGGAAGAAGAUGAAGAAAUGGAGGACGAAGAAGUCGUUAAUGAUGAGAACAUCUUGGGUAAGAGGCCGCUGGACAGCCCUGAAGCUGAAGAGGUGCCUGCUGGGAAGCGAGCGCGGCUGCUGAGCUGCAAGGCGGACAGCCUGGACGGGGCGGCGCUGGAAGCGCGAGAGCCUCUCAGCUCCAUCAACACACAGAAGACCCCGCCCAUGCUCUCCCCCGCCCACGUGCAGGACACUGCAGACCGAGCACCCCUGUCACCAGAGCCCCCGAUGUUGGCUCCGUUUGCCAGGUCACAAAUACCAACUGCAAAACCAUUAGAUACAAAGUCAUUUACACCUAAAACAAAGACAAAAACUAGCUCUCCAGGACAGAAAACUAAAUCACCUAAAACUACCCCGUCAUCAGCAGUGGUUGGAAGUCCUAUUCGGUCACCAAAAACCAUAUCCAAAGAAAAGAAAUCACCGGGACGUUCUAAAAGCCCCAAGAGCCCCAAGAGCCCUAAGAUGAUGACUCUUACACCCCCCACCCCGGCCAGACCUGAGACACCAAACAGGACUCCUUCCACUACUGCCAGUGAGAAAAUCAGCAAAGAGAUCGUCCAGGUGAGACAAACGCUAACUCCCCCGGAUGCUGGGAAAAUGAACAAUGAGACUCCACCCAAAAAGGUGGUUGUGACAGAUAAAACUAUUGAUGACUCUAUUGAUGCUGUGAUUGCUCGCGCCUGUGCUGAGCGGGAGCCAGAUCCCUUUGAGUUUUCCUCCGGGUCAGACUCGGAAGCAGACAUUUUUACUAGCCCUAAAAGAAUUUCAGCCUCAGAGUGUACCACUCCAAAAGCUUCCACCUCCUCGAAUAACUUCACAAAGGCAGGAUCCACUCCUUUGCCUCUCUCAGGCGGAACUUCAAGUUCUGAUAACUCAUGGACAAUGGACGCCUCCAUUGAUGAGGUUGUACGGAAGGCGAAACUGGCAACCCCUUCCAGCGUGCCUCCCAGCUUCCCUUACCUCUCUUCUCCCUCAGCUUCUCCUCCCACUCCUGAGCCUCUCCACAAGGUGUAUGAGGACAAACCCAAGUUACCCUCAUCCAUGGAGGUAAAGAAGAAGUUGAAAAAAGAACUGAAAACUAAAUUGAAAAAGAAAGAAAAGCAAAGAGAUAAGGAGAGGGAAAAAGACAAAAGCAAAGAAAAGAGUAAAGAGAAGGAUAAAGCGAAAGAGAAAGAAAAGGAAAAGGAAGCUGGCAAGGAAACCAAGUACCCAUGGAAGGAGAUUCUGAAAGAUGAAGAUUCAGAUCCCUAUAAAUUUAAAAUCAGAGAGUUUGAAGACAUCGAUACAAAAGUGAGAUUGAAAGAUGGAAUUGUGAGGAAGGAGAAGGAGAAGCAUAAAGACAAGAAAAAAGACAGAGAAAGAGGCAAGCGAGAUAAAGAGAAGAGAGACAAAGAAAGGGUUAAAGAUAAAGGUAGAGAAGACAAGCUGAAGGCGGCCCCCGGGCCGCUGCUGCUGCCGCCCAAGGAGAUGGCGCUGCCUCUGUUCGGCCCCGCGGCCGCAGUGCGGGUCCCGUCCCUGCUGCCUGCCUUGUCUCCAAUGCUCCCGGAAAAGCUGUUUGAGGAAAAAGAGAAACCUAAGGAGAAAGAAAGGAAGAGAGACAAAAAGGAGAAGAAGAAGAAGAAAGAGAAGGAGAAGGAGAAGAAAGAAAAGGAAAGGGAGAAGGAGAAAAGGGAGAGAGAGAAGAAAGAGAAGGAGAAGGAGAAACACAAGCAUGAGAAAAUAAAAGUGGAGCCUGUUGUCCCAGCCCCAAGUCCCGUCAUUCCCAGGCUGACUCUGCGCGUUGGUGCCGGCCAAGACAAGAUUGUCAUCAGCAAAGUGGUGCCAGCCCCCGAGGCUAAGCCAGCUCCCUCUCUGAACAGACCCAAAACUCCGCCGCCAGCUCCAGUCCCUGUCCCUCUGCACGUGAGCCCCACGCCCCUGCCGCUGCCCCUCCUCACCCAGGCCGCAGCAUGCCCGGCUCUGAUGCCAUCCCCGGCCCCUGCCAUCUCUGGAGCAGGGAGCUCUAAAGCCCCCGUGCGCAGCGUGGUGACGGAGACUGUCAGCACAUACGUGAUUCGAGAUGAGUGGGGCAAUCAGAUCUGGAUCUGUCCAGGGUGCAACAAGCCAGACGACGGGAGUCCGAUGAUCGGCUGUGACGGCUGUGACGACUGGUACCACUGGCCCUGUGUGGGGUUAAUGGCGGCUCCGCCGGAAGAGAUGCAGUGGUUCUGCUCCAAGUGUGCCAACAAGAAGAAGGACAAGAGGCAUAAGAAGAGGAAGCACCGGGCACACUGACAGCGGCACGGGCGCGGGCACUGCCGUCCCUCGCAGCAGACAGGAGGUGGACAUCCGCCUGCGGACCGAGCUGGGUGCUUCCGCCAUCCCGUCUUUCCCCAUCCCCGUGGAUAAUGAACCGGGAAGAUCAAGGACGAGAAUGCUCAUCCCCUCAGGAUGUGCCCUUCGGAAACACAUCAGCCUGAGCUCCCACGGCGGUGUGACGAAGAAAACUCCAGUGGAGGCGUGGCUUGUGAGCAGUGCUCCGCCGUCUUUCUAUUACCAGUGACAAGUAUUAAUAAAAAGACCAUACAUCUUCCCUCUUGAUUUCCUUUAUUCUCUCCAGGGCCUUUCACUAAGGUGUUAGAUGAGAAGAUAAUGUACAGACCACCUUGACUAAUUUAAGGAUGAUGUCAUGACCAUUUUCAGCUCCUUCCCCUCUAGUGAGAUAAUCAUAACGAAAGAAAACUCCAGUUGGAGGAUUGGUAAAUAUUUUUGUGAUGAGAAUAUAUGAAGCUUCCUCCCACCCACCCCAUUUUUAGUACUAACAUGUAAAAUGUUCACUUUUGUGAAAUACCUUCUAUUUUUUAAGAGAAAGGUUUCUAUCAUGUCCUGUUUGCUUCUGUGCAAAUUAUUUUUGUUUACCAUAUUUUAUCUCUGUUGCAUUCUAAUUUUGCCCUUCUUUAAACUCAAACUGCUGGAGUCUCUUCUCACUGCUUGUAUAUUUCAUCUACUUGUAAAAAAACUCUUCAUACUAAAAAGUUCCCCUAAUGUAAAUAAUAAAUAUUUAUGAAGUAGUUAUUUUUAAAUUUUUUUAUCGUGCUGAAUUCUGGCUUGCUCUGGAAUCACUGUGAUUUCAGCCAUGUCUGUACAGAAGCAAAGACGUGCAGAGAAAAGAGCCGCCGCUCAGGGAAGUCCACUCCAAGCCGAGCGGACGGCGCGGUGCCCAGGACCCUGCGGGGAGGACCCAAGCAGUUAGAAAGAAACAAGGCAAUGUAAAUUGAGUUUAUGGUUUGAAAUUGUUUUGUUGUUACCUAUUUUCUGUAAAUUUAUCUGACUUUACUAAAAGGACAUGUGGUUUCUACAAAAGUAAAAAGAAAAUGCUGUAGCAUUUUGUGUUUAUAUUGUUUUAUUUCUACAAAUUUGUUCAUUGAUAUUGUGCUUUAAGGCUGAAAUGAAGUAUAUUAUAAAUUUUUUAAGAAAACGCAUCAAAUUUCAGGGUAUCACAAAACUUUUAUUAUAUUAGUAUACUGCCCACUAUUUAUUAUAUGUUAUAGAUAUCUGAAACAUAAACCAAAUAUUUUUAUUUUUAAUGUAAAAAACAUCAAAUUUAACUUUAUUAGCAUAUUUUAGCAACUUUGGAGUAAAUAUGAACUUUUACUUGAUUUUGAAAUAUCUCCAUUUGGGCCCAUAUGAUAGCUAGCUAUCUUGAAUGUUAGAAAUGUGGGGUUUGCAUCUAAUACAAAUAUAUUAAUAGAAAAAUGUAAUUUUUUACUGCCAAAUCAAGUGAUACUAGUAUUUGAAUUAGUCAUAUUUUGAAACCUAUAAUGUGAUUACAGAAAUGUGGUUCUCUGCCAUGAUGUGAAAUUGCAAAUCAGUGGGAAUGGAGUAGACCUUGAAGAGUGCAGAGUUCAUUGCUCUUCUUGUUCUAGAAGCCAGAAUUUUUCUAUCCCUGCCCCCUAAAAAAAUCAUCUAUGUUGAGAUAUGUGGGUUUUGUUUUUAUUAAUUUGAGAUCAUUCUAAAUACUUUAUACAAUAUUUUCACAUGCACAAGUAUCCCGUUAGUGCUCUUUGGAGCGGGACAAGGGUGGGGGAGUGCACAAUAAAGAUUGUUGGCUGUUUCCUA
Messenger RNA from Jaculus jaculus (lesser Egyptian jerboa), 4623 nucleotides. It is a transcript of the gene Taf3, whose product is annotated as TATA-box binding protein associated factor 3. The record is from RefSeq and is a predicted model, not a curated record. Lineage: Eukaryota; Metazoa; Chordata; Mammalia; Rodentia; Dipodidae. Gene Ontology annotation, cellular component: transcription factor TFIID complex. Gene Ontology annotation, molecular function: protein heterodimerization activity. Bases 13 to 2799 code for a protein of 928 amino acids. The transcript has 7 exons.